AUGGACAAGUAUGAAAAUAUUGAAGUUGUGGGGGAGGGAAGUUACGGAAUUGUGAUAAAGUGUCGGCACCGCGAAACUGGAGAAAUUGUAGCGAUUAAAAAGUUUCUUGAAACUGAAGAGGAUGUUCAUGUGAGAAAGAUGGCUUUUAGAGAAAUUAGGAUGCUUAAAAAAUUACGACACGACAAUUUGGUAAACAUGAUUGAAGUAUUUCGUCGGCGCAAAAGAUUCUAUCUAGUCUUUGAGUACUUAGACCACACUGUUCUAGACGAGCUAGAAGUUUCAUCGAACGGAUUGGGCCCGCAAGUAUCUCGUCGCUACAUAUUCCAAGUACUGCGCGGAUUGAACUUCUGCCAUAGUAACCAUGUGAGUUUUUUGCUUCCUGCAGGCGAUGAAUGGCACGGUGGACUAUGCAGUAAACAUCAGUGGAUAGUAAACAAAAAUGGCGUAGCGUCAAAGCACCGCAAAAUGGCCGACGAGUCUGAAUUGAAAUCUCUAAAGAACCUUUUUCCUUCCUGGAGUUCGGUUUCUUUGGAUUUCUUAUCCCAAACUUUGAAAAUGGACCCCGAAACCCGGCUCAGUUGCGCGCAACUUCUGCAACACGCGCUUUUUACCCAAGAUAACUUCACGGAGAAGUUUUUAAGCGAGUUGCAGGUUAUAAUCGCGCGGGAGAAUUCAAAAAAUUUACUGCAAAAGAGGUUCGAGCGCAGGCUUACGAGCGAAGAAACUCCGCGGUCUUACGAGAGUGCUGGCAGAUGGAGAACGCACUUGAUUAAAGAAAUGGGCUGCAAGGAUGAAGACACGGAAAAAAAACAGAAACAGUCUUUGUUUAUUGGAUCUAUUUCGCUAGGAAAAUUUUACCUUAAAAAACCCGACGUACCUAAGAAAAAUUCCUCAUUACCUGCGCUACCUUACUUGCAUACUAAGAAUUUUAAAAAAGAGAAAGAAUCUAGAAAUAAAAAUUUUAGGAGCUGA
Messenger RNA from Cotesia congregata, 972 nucleotides. The record is from the annotation of a GenBank genome assembly. NCBI's taxonomy places the organism in Eukaryota, Metazoa, Arthropoda, Insecta, Hymenoptera, Braconidae.